AUGGUUAACACAGCAGAGACCAACCCAUGGGCAGAUACGCCCUUCACCCUCCUCAAGAUUCCCGGUCAGUCGGGUGGUCCAGUAUGCGCAAAUUCUGGUGUCCUCAGCGUCGCCAUAGAAAUGGCCAAUGUCCAUAACGUCCUACUUCGCCCUCUGAAUGCUAUCUAUCAUCAAGCACCGUUUGUUCAACUCUCUAGCGAUAUUGCCGAUUUUAUGCUGUACGUCACCGCAUGGGCAGAUACGUUACAUCACCAUCAUUCCCUCGAAGAGAGCUUGUUAUUUCCGAGGGUAGAGAAGAUCGCAAAGGAAGCGGGUAUAGAUGGUUGGGACGGUUUGAUGGGAGGGAAUGUGGAACAGCAUCACGACUUUGAGCCCAAGGUAGCAGGGCUAGUGAAGUGGGCUGAAGAGGUCGUAGCCGGAGAGAGGACGUAUGACGCCGCGGAACUGAAAAGACGAAUCGAUGAUUUCGCACCUGUCCUCAUACAGCAUCUACAUGAUGAGAUCGACACUUUGAUCAAACUCGAAAAGUGCAAUGGAGAGAAGGUCAAGCAGGCGAUGAAAGAAACGGCUGAUGAAGGAGCAAAGACGGCUGAUCCGGUGCGUACCCCGAUAUCUUUGCUGACUACUCGCUAUUGCAUAGCAGCGCUAACACUUUACGAAUUCAGAAUCUUGUCAUCCCAUUGGUACUCGGAAGUAUCGACAGAGGCUAUCCAGGUAGCGAGAGCUUCCCGCCCCUCCCCUUCUUCAUCCCGUACCUAA
Molecule: messenger RNA, 759 nt
Organism: Alternaria atra
Lineage: Eukaryota; Fungi; Ascomycota; Dothideomycetes; Pleosporales; Pleosporaceae
Exons: 1
Coding region: 1-759 (252 amino acids)
Source: RefSeq, a predicted model, not a curated record